Molecule: messenger RNA, 3051 nt
Organism: Racocetra persica
Lineage: Eukaryota; Fungi; Glomeromycota; Glomeromycetes; Diversisporales; Gigasporaceae
Source: the annotation of a GenBank genome assembly
AUCUAUGAAACUUGGCAAUCAGACAUUAAUAAUCGUCGUGAUUUGAAUGUGACAGGAAGAUUAUUUGAAAUUACACGAAAUCGUGCUCAAGGAAAUAUUCUUCAAUUAGGUGUAAAUUUUGAUCCACAAAUAAUUACAUUAUUUAAAGAAGUGCGUAAUUUAUUAUGGUUAAAUCACCAAGUACCACACAAUAUAAGCACUAGUGCAAAAGUUGCCAAACGUGUAUAUCCUUUUGCUGUAAGUCUUAUGGAGACAGUUAGAACUUAUGCUCAAACGGUUCAAAAGGUUCAAAAACAUCCUGAUAUCAUCAUGUUGGUAGCCAGUUAUCGCAAUGGUGUACAAUCUAUGAUCGCUAAAGGCAUUACUUUUGAAUGGAAAUACUUUGUGGACACUUAUGAUCGUAAUUUCCGUGGAGCGUUAGAUUCUCCUGAGAAUCAACAUGUUACUUUUGUCCGAGAAUUUGCAAAUACUGUAUCGGAAUUUCAAGAUAAAGUUGAUGACUUGAUUGCUGAUUAUGAAAAUAUUUCACGUCUAAUUGAAGACUUAAAAACUUGCGCAUAUCAAAUGAAAAAACUCAAUUCAAAUUUGGAAAAAGUUCAAAAAUUGACUGUCUUGUCUCACCGACUACAACAUGCUAUAACUUCAUGGACAACUGAAUUUAUGUCACCUAAUGACGAUCCUAUGAAUACUAUUGAACCAGCCUCUCAUGAAUCUUCAAUUAGUAAAGUUAUGAAGAAUAGGCGUAGGACUGUUAGAACCGAUUCAAUUGACGGUGAAAGACCAUUAACUGCAAAAUCUGAAAAACCUGUGCUUGUACGUUCUGUUCAUACAGUACGUAUCAAAAAUCAAGUAAUUUAUUUGGAUCCACCAAUCGAGGAUGCUAGAACUAAAUGGUAUAAUCAACUACACGAAUGGCUUUCAAUUGUAUGCAAUUUAUCAAGAAUUCAAGGUUCACGUUAUGAUAUUGAUCUACAAGUUAGAGGAUCCAGUGUUUCUCGAGAAACCACUUAUUCCAACUUAUUAGCACAAAUUCCCGAUGGUUCACUAGAGAAAGCAUAUGAAGUAAUUGAAGCUAAAUUGAAAGAAGUAGCUGAAUAUGUUAACAAAUGGCUCCAAUUUCAGUCAUUAUGGGAUCUUGAACCUAAUCAUAUUUAUGAUCGACUUGGCGAUGAUCUUAAUAAAUGGAAACAAAUUCUAUCGGAAAUCAAAAAAUCACGUACUACAUUUGAUAAUUCAGAAGUCGAACGCUCCUUUGGCUUUAUUGCAGUAAAUUAUGAACAAGCACAAACCAGAGUCAACGCCAAAUAUGAUCAGUGGCAACGUGACGUUCUUGCUAAAUUUGGUAUGAAACUUGGUGAUUGCAUGAAAGAAUUUCAUUCCGAAGUUUCAAACUCUCGUAAAGAACUUGAAAAUAAAUCUAUGGAAAGCAAUAAUACAAGUGAAGCUGUUGCCCUGAUUACUUUUGUGCAGGAACUCAAACGUAAAGUUAACAAAUGGAGCCUGGAUGUUGAAAUAUUUCGGGAAGGUCAAAAAACCUUGGAACGACAAAGAUAUCAAUUUCCAAGUGAUUGGAUGCAUAUUGAACAAAUAGACGGUGAAUGGAGUGCUUUACGAGAAAUCUUAAACAAAAAGAACAAUCAAAUCCAAGAUCAAAUCGAUGGAUUGAAAUUGAAGAUUGUUGCCGAAGAUAAAAAUGUUGAAGGUAAAAUUAAAAAUAUUGUUGCUGAGUGGAAAACUAGUAAGCCAAUACAAGGAGAUAUCAAACCAGAUAUUGCUACAAAUACACUCCAAAUUUAUGAAGGUCGUGUUACUCGUCUUAAGGAGGAGUAUGAUAUGGUUUGUCGUGCAAAAGAAGCACUUGACAUGGCCUUGGCUACUGAAGACAGUUUAGAUAUUGUUCUUGAAGAACUUAAAGACCUCAAAUCAGUCUGGAGUUCUCUUUCAAAAGUUUGGCAAUCAAUCAAUGAAUUAAAAGAAACCUUGUGGUCUUCGGUAGUUCCACGAAAAAUUCGACAACAAUUGGAUAAUCUUCUUAGUUCUAUUAAAGAAAUGCCAGGUCGCAUACGUUCAUAUGAAGCAUUUAAUUAUGUACAAGAAACCGUUAAAACCUACCUUAAGAUAAAUCCAAUUCUUUCCGAUCUCAAAUCUGAAGCAUUGAAAGAACGUCAUUGGAGACAAUUAUUUAAGGCUCUUAGAGUUGAAGGCCGUUUCCACUUAGCAGAAAUGACAGUUGGUCACGUUUGGGAUUUUGAUCUUAAGAAAAAUGAACAAAUUAUAAAAGACAUUGUAGUCCAAGCCACUGGAGAAAUGGCUUUGGAAGAAUUCUUGAAACAAGUAAAAGAAACUUGGACUUCAUAUGUCCUAGAACUUGUAAAUUAUCAAAAUAAAUGUCGUCUUAUCAAGGGAUGGGACGAACUCUUUACUAAAUGUAGCGAAAAUCUCAAUUCUUUAACUGCAAUGAAAAUGUCACCUUACUACAAAGCAUUUGAGGAAGAUGCUUCAUCAUGGGAAGAUAAAUUAAAUAGAGUUCAUGUCUUAUUUGAUGUUUGGAUCGAUGUUCAGCGUCAAUGGGUAUACUUAGAAGGCAUCUUUAGUGGAAGCGCGGACAUUAAACAUUUGCUUCCAGUUGAAACCCAACGUUUUUCAUCUAUAAAUACUGAAUUCUUGACUGUUAUGAAAAAAGUGUACAAAUCUCCAUUCGUUUUAGAUGUUCUAAACAUUGCAAAUGUUCAAAAGUCUUUGGAGCGUUUAGCUGAUCUAUUGUCUAAAAUUCAAAAAGCACUUGGUGAAUACCUUGAACGUCAACGUUCUACUUUCCCCCGUUUCUAUUUUGUGGGUGACGAAGAUUUACUUGAAAUUAUUGGUAACAGUAAAGAUGUCGUUCGUAUUCAAAAACAUUUCAAGAAAAUGUUUGCGGGCGUUGCCAAUAUUAUUCUUAAUGAAGACUGCAGUAUUAUUCUUGGUAUGUCAUCACGAGAAGGCGAGGAAGUUCCUUUCAAAACUCCAAUCAAAAUCAGUGACUAUUCGCGAAUAAAUGAUUGGAAAGUAUAA